Messenger RNA from Parastagonospora nodorum SN15, 2232 nucleotides. RefSeq lists its product as hypothetical. The record is from RefSeq and is a predicted model, not a curated record. NCBI's taxonomy places the organism in Eukaryota, Fungi, Ascomycota, Dothideomycetes, Pleosporales, Phaeosphaeriaceae. Gene Ontology annotation, molecular function: ATP-dependent protein folding chaperone; ATP binding; ATP hydrolysis activity. Gene Ontology annotation, biological process: protein folding. The transcript has 5 exons. Bases 1 to 2232 code for a protein of 743 amino acids. Gene Ontology annotation, cellular component: chaperonin-containing T-complex.
AUGAAGGAUGAGGCGGGCAGGCCGUUCAUUAUUGUCAGAGAGUACGUUGGACCUCUACAAGUUACUGCUGGUAUCGUCCAAGGCAAGAAGAAGAGGCAACAUGGCAACGAUGCCGUCAAGUCGCACAUCCUCGCCGCGAAGACGGUAGCAAACAUUGUCAAGACCUCUCUGGGCCCCCGCGGACUCGACAAGAUUUUGAUCUCGCCCGAUGGAGAUAUCACCGUGACCAACGACGGCGCCACCAUUCUCUCACAAAUGGAAAUCUCCAACCACGUCGCAAAACUGCUAGUCGAACUCUCCAAAUCACAAGACGACGAGAUCGGUGACGGAACAACUGGUGUCGUAGUUCUGGCGGGCGCACUUCUGGAGCAAGCGGCGGACCUGAUUGACAAGGGCAUCCACCCCAUCAGGAUUGCGGACGGAUACGACCAGGCUUGCGAAGUCGCUGUUGCGAGGCUAGACGAGAUCUCCGACGAGAUUCAGUUUUCCAAGGAGGACACCGAGCAGCUGUUCAAGGUCGCGAAGACGUCGCUGGGUAGCAAGAUCGUAUCCAAGGCACACGACCAGUUUGCCCAAAUCGCCGUCGACGCUGUACUUUCUGUUGCGGAUUUCGACCGCAAGGACGUCGACUUCGAACUCAUCAAGGUGGACGGCAAGGUCGGAGGUGCACUCGAGGACACACUGCUCGUGAAGGGUGUCAUAAUAGACAAGGACUUCUCGCAUCCCCAGAUGCCCUCGGAGGUCAAAGACGCCAAACUCGCCAUCCUCACAUGCGCAUUCGAGCCCCCGAAACCCAAGACCAAGCACAAGUUGGACAUCACCUCAGUGGAGGAGUUCAAAAAGCUGCAAAACUACGAGAGCAACAAGUUCACCGAGAUGAUUGAGCAAAUCAAGAACACUGGCGCAAAUGUGGUCAUCUGCCAGUGGGGCUUCGACGACGAGGCCAACCAUCUCCUCCUCACAAACAAGCUGCCGGCUGUACGAUGGGUCGGCGGCCCAGAAAUCGAGUUGAUCGCCAUUGCCACAAAUGGUCGUAUCGUGCCACGCUUCGAGGAUCUCAGCGCUGAGAAGCUUGGAAAGGCAGGCAUCGUCCGCGAGCUCACAUUCGGAACGACGAGGGACAAGAUGCUGGUCAUCGAGGAGUGCGCAAACACACGCGCCGUCACAGUCUUUGUACGCGGAAGCAACAAGAUGAUCAUCGAUGAAGCGAAGCGAUCAUUACACGACGCCCUCUGUGUUGUCCGAAAUCUGGUUCGCGACAGUCGCAUCGUCUACGGUGGCGGAGCCGCUGAGAUUGCAUGCUCGCUGGCAGUGGAAGACGCCGCUGUCAAGAGCCCCGGUCUAGAGCAGUAUGCGAUGCGCGCCUUCGCCGACGCGCUCGACGCCGUUCCCAUGGCGUUGGCCGAGAACUCCGGUCUUAGUCCUAUCGAGACUCUUGCCAACAUCAAGUCCCGACAAGCCAAGGAGAAGAACACAAGGUUAGGUGUUGACUGCAUGCAAACUGGCAGCAAUGGUAAGUGCACUAUCUCUUUUCUCCCCAAUCCUUCGUCCAAUUUUCCGCUCUUCGUGUUUCAUCCCAUACACUCGAUCCUCGGCUGCACUAUGGAUUUCCUCUUAUUCUCACCGCUAUUGUUUACCACUGUAACGCAACACGGCACACGCACGGAAACGCAUGGUAGCGCGGUCCCGUGGUGCGUUUACCCACCCGUGUCCAACGCCUCCACGGGACAUAGCGCGCUACCCCCACGCAACACCAACGCACCGCGAUAUCCAACGUUGCAACCACGAGCGGAAAUUGGUCGGAUCACAAGAGCAACAUUGCUUUGCUGUCACCCACAUCACCUGCGUCGCUUGACGCAUUCGUGGCUGAAACUACUCGGAUUCGUGCUAACGUGGCGCUAUUGCAGACAUGAAGGAGCACUUUGUUAUCGACCCCUUGAUCUCGAAGAGGCAACAGCUGUUACUUGCAACACAGUUGUGCAGAAUGGUACUCAAGGUAUGUAUCAUAUUUCCGUUUUGUAUUGUCGCUUGUCGUUUGUUACAACUGGUCCCCUUGCUGUCCCUUCCGUCUGUGUCACCCCCUUCCGCCUCCCAAUCCCUUGCUGUUCUGUUUUCUCGCUCCGCUUCCUCGCAAUCACGGGGAAGCGGGGAAGUGAUCCACGGGUCGCACACGCGCAAAUCUGCGUCGCAUGUUACACGCGGCAAGCACCCCUUUGCCUGUCGUGUUUGUGA